AUGUUGAUCAAGGUCCGAACACUCACCGGAAAGGAGAUCGAACUCGAUAUCGAGCCUGACUACAAGGUUUCCCGGAUAAAGGAGCGCGUUGAGGAGAAGGAGGGUAUUCCUCCAGUCCAGCAACGACUGAUUUUCGGCGGCAAGCAAAUGGCGGAUGACAAGACAGCCUCAGAAUACAACCUUGAAGGUGGUGCUACACUCCAUCUCGUGCUUGCCCUGCGUGGAGGAAGCACCGCGAUGUCGAUGUAA
Penicillium paradoxum is the source of this 249-nucleotide messenger RNA. Its product is annotated as NEDD8 family protein RUB1. Gene Ontology annotation, cellular component: cytoplasm; nucleus. NCBI's taxonomy places the organism in Eukaryota, Fungi, Ascomycota, Eurotiomycetes, Eurotiales, Aspergillaceae. The record is from RefSeq and is a predicted model, not a curated record. Gene Ontology annotation, molecular function: ubiquitin protein ligase binding; protein tag activity. Gene Ontology annotation, biological process: protein neddylation; modification-dependent protein catabolic process; regulation of proteolysis. The transcript has 4 exons. The coding region runs from base 1 to 249 and encodes 82 amino acids.